CCUUACGCGCCAACAGGAUCCCCUGUUUGCUGCGGUGACUCCUAAUCCUAACUUCUUACCUUCCCACUCUAUUCACUGACACCCCAAAGAUUCCUAAUCCCAAAUCUCACUUCUUUUUUCUUUUCAAGCCCCGGAGCAAUAAAAAAGCUGAAUUCCUCGUAAAAUUUAAAAAUGGAAGACCAAGAAGAUUGCUUUGCUUGACAAAAGCGGAAAGCCCCGUCAAGCGAAAAAGAAAAUAAAGCAAAGCGUCAAUAUGGGGUUCUAGGGUUCUCUCUCUUGUGCCACUAAAGUAUUCCUUCUUCAAAUAUCUAUCAUAACCCAGCAGCUCCAGUUUCCUUUUUCUCCCUACUAAUCUUAUUCAAGGGUUAUGCGGAUUCUGAGGGAAUAGUUUUGGUCCAAGGCUGGUGAUAUCGUCUUGUACACGAAUUGAAUUGGUUGAAAAACAACCAGAUGCCGGACGAAGACUUGGUGGAGCUUAAGUUCCGUAUAUAUGAUGGGUCAGAUAUUGGGCCCUUCCGCUACUCACCAGCUUCUACUGUAGCCAUGCUAAAGGAAAGAAUUGUUUCAGAAUGGCCAAAAGAUAAGAAGAUUAUACCAAAAGCAGCUAAUGACAUUAAACUUAUAAACGCCGGAAAAAUUUUGGAAAAUAGCAAGACAGUUGGUCAGUGUAGGACACCUUUCGGUGAGCUUCCUAGUGGGAUUAUCACCAUGCAUGUUGUCGUCCAGCCUUCUCUGGCAAAAGCGAAAGCAGAGAAAGAUGUUGAUGAGAUGCCAAGAAAACACAUAUGUGCAUGUUCAAUUUUGUGAGAAUCCAUCAUCAUCCGGAGUGAAGCUGCAGAGGUUUGCCUUUUGGAUGCUGGGAUGGAUCUCUGAGGUCGUGGGAAUGCGUAGCUGGAAAGACAAAUGUUUGCUGGAGGGUAUUCCUGACUUGUCUGUGAUGGUUUUCUUUGCUGUAUAAAAAUGGGUGUGUUGUAAAAGUCGUGUAAAAUAUGUAACAUACAAGAACUUUUCAUGAUCUCUGUUCCCUGAGCACAUUGAACAGUAUUCCGUAAUGGGAAUGAAAUGAUCAAUAUUAUUAUAUACACAGCCGUUUCUUAAGCAUU
Neltuma alba is the source of this 1103-nucleotide messenger RNA. Its product is annotated as membrane-anchored ubiquitin-fold protein 4. Gene Ontology annotation, molecular function: protein binding. The transcript is spliced from 4 exons. The record is from RefSeq and is a predicted model, not a curated record. Lineage: Eukaryota; Viridiplantae; Streptophyta; Magnoliopsida; Fabales; Fabaceae. Bases 451 to 807 code for a protein of 118 amino acids.